This is a messenger RNA of Staurois parvus, 1080 nucleotides long. The record is from the annotation of a GenBank genome assembly. Lineage: Eukaryota; Metazoa; Chordata; Amphibia; Anura; Ranidae.
AUGGAAGAGAAUGAGACUGGUAUACAGUCAUCAACAACCGAUGAUGAAAUUAACUACAAUGGCACAGGAAACGGAGAUAUCUGGCAGUGGGCAGCUAAGAAAUCCCAGGAUAUGGAGUGCGAAAAGAAACUGAAUAUAGAUUUACAGUUGAGAUGCGACAGCCCGGGUUCUGACAGCCUGGAUCCUGACAGCCUGGACAGGGCAAUAUAUUACGAUGUGCUUGAUUGGGACACUGUCAGCUCCUCCCAAAGGACUUCCCUGUUUCCAAAAUGGCGCUUGCCAAUGAAGAUGGCAUUUUUGCUGGCGCUAUUCAUGUUCAUGUAUACAUUUCUCAGAGAAGUUUUGUACCCCUAUGUUACAAAGAGUAAAAAUGAAUUCUAUAGAAUUCCAAUAUUGGUGGUGAAUAAAGUUUUGCCAGUUGUUGCUAUCACUCUGCUAACCAUGGCCUAUUUACCUGGAAUAUUUGCCACAGUCAUCCAACUUCACCGUGGCACAAAGUACAAGAGGUUCCCAUCAUGGCUGAACACAUGGAUGCUGAGACGCAAGCAGUUUGGACUCCUAAGUUUCUUCAUUGGGGCAAUGCAUGCCAUCUACAGUCUGUCCUAUCCCAUGAGGAGGUCUUACAGAUACAAGCUCCUUAACUGGGCCUAUGAACAGGUGAAGCAGCAGAAAGAAAGUAGCUGGAUUGAGCAUGAUGUAUGGAGGAUGGAGAUCUACGUGUGUCUGGGCAUUAUAUCUCUCGCUAUUUUAGGCAUAUUGGCUGUUGCAUCGAUUCCAUCAGUCAGCCAUUCUUUGUCUUGGCGAGAAUACCAGUUCAUACAGAGCAAGAUGGGCUACGUGGCAUUAUUACUGAGUACGGCGCACACCUUGGUGUUUGCCUGGAAUAAAUGGGCAGAUGUCAGCCAGUUUAUUUGGUGUAUGCCCCCCUCCUUCAUGUUGGCGGUAUUCCUCCCCAUCCUCGUCCUCCUCUGUAGAGCCAUCUUUCUUCUGCCAUGUUUCAGCAAGAGGAUUCAGAAGAUCAGAUACGGCUGGGAGGCUACUAAACCCAUGAACAAGAACUGUGUCCUGACUCAUAUGUAA